CAUCCAUCCAUCCAUCCAUCCAUCCAUCCAUGCGUUUUUACGCAAGCCUAUUUGGCCCACAUCAUUACGCACACAAAUAUCAAUGAGCGCGUGACUCCCGCCCCACUGACUUCUGUGGCCCCGCCUUCUCUGAGCUGGUUGGAGAGAGUAAACAGCUCAUCUACRCAUCUUAUCUUAUAGGAGCAGGCGCGUAACCGUGUCGCGCCAUCACAAAAAAACAACACACACACAUAAAAAAAAGUUUCACUCCUGGCAAGAAGAAGAGCGCGCGUGUUUUGUGGCAACUGGUUGUUCAGUGAUGCAGGUGCCAAGCAAAAGGUCCGAGUCUUUCUGUUCACGGAGAGGACUGAAAGCAUGACAUGUGAUCAGCUCAGCCAGCUGUGGGCUCUUUACCUGAUCCUCUGCGCCACUGGGACGGUCUCCAUCUGUCAGGGCGCACAGGAUUUCCAAAGGAAAGCUUCCAUGAUUCUGAAAGAGGAACCAGAAAACCCAAAAUGCUUUGCUGAGGGCAGGAAUGACUUCACGUGCUUCUGGGAAGAAGAUGAGGAGAGGGCUGGAUCUGUGGAUCAGUACUCCUUCACAUAUGCCUACCAAAAUGAAAACAGCAGCACGUGCCCCCUCACAGUCRUCUCCAUGGAGGGCGGAAAACAGCUCUUUGUCUGCCAUCUGAACCGGAUUCAGAUGUUUGUCCAGUUGGAYGUCCAGGUUCACCGGCAGGGAAUCCAGAUCUAUAAUCGCAGCCUUCUCGUUGAUCUUGUUUUUCUUCUGGACCCCCCUGAAAAUGUGACGGUGAGCAGCACGGGUCAUCAAGGGCAGCUGAACGUUAGCUGGCUCACGCCUUCUCUGAAGUACAUGGGCGACAGUGUGAUAUAUGAGAUUAUCUACGCUCCAGCCGACAGCCACUCUGGGCAGGUGGAGGUGGUUCAUGCCUGCUCUGAGUUGAUUCUCAGAGGUCUUCAGCCUGGUACAAAGUACAGGGUACAAGUCCGUGUGAAGUUGGACGGUGUCACCUACGAUGGCUUUUGGAGUGCCUGGAGUGACCCUGUGUUUAUGGAAACUCUGCCUGCAGAACUUGACCCACUCAUCAUGUCAAUGACUUUCAUCAUCACCUUCAUCCUCAUUCUGCUUUGUCUUGUCAUGCUUUUGUCCCAUCACAGGUUCCUUAGAAGGAAGAUUUGGCCUAUCAUUCCAACUCCUGACAGCAAGUUCCAAGGUCUUUUCACUGUUUAUGGUGGGGAUUUCCGGGAGUGGUUAGGACAGACCAGUGGAGGCUUAUGGGUGACUUCAGCUCUUAUCUACUCUGAGGAAUGUCCUUCUCCCCUGGAAGUACUCUCAGAACUCAACCUUUGCCCCUCUCUGACCUCCCCACCUCUUCCACCAAAGGUCUGUAAAGCUUUGACCGCUGUCGAAAACAAGGACAGUGCCAUGAAGAAAGGAAUCGUCCAGAGGGAGCUGUCUAACACAAGUGAUUCAGCAACAAAUGAGUGGAGAGCCACGCCGCAUGACCAGAGCUUGAUGGACCGCUUACAGGCACUGCAACAGAACCCUGUCCCCUGCUCCCAGUCUUCUCUGCUGGAAUCUCAAGACACAUACGUCACCCUCAGCGCCAACAAUCACAGUGAAGAUGACCACAUCAAUGACAGUUUCGAGGAAGCAUUACCCUUGGAGGUGCUUUUUGCCUCAAGGAAGACAACACUGAGUGAGUCCCACUCUGAUUUAGGGUCUGCGCAGCAGAGCUCUGGGUCAGGUCGCCUUUCAUCUCAGUCCAGCUUUGAGUAUCCAAACCAAGCCUGGACACACAAAGGCCCUGGGUACACUUACAUGGCAGUGGCAGACUCUGGGGUCUCCAUGGAUUACAGCCCUAUGAGCAGAGCUGAUGAUAUAGGCAAAGUGUCAAUCUAUGCCAACGAGUACAAAAAUGAUAUUCCAGCUCAUAAAAGACCCUUCCUGUUAAGGCAGUACUCUGUCCACGAUGACGGCUGAGGAGUCCGACUGGACCAACUACAUGUGGACUGAAGCUUUUUAGCAGGCCAAGGCUCCGUUAACUGUUAUGAAAAGAAACAAGGAGCUGACUGACACCAAAGCGUAAGCUAUAGGACUGAAGGGUUCAUUGGACAUAUGUGAUCUGUACAGGACACUACAUUGACCCAGAAUUAUCAGCUGUGUUACUUCAAAUACUUUUAUUCUGCACUCUGCAUGCUCAUUCAUUGUCUUUCAGAUUAGAUWUUUUUUAUAUUUCAGCUGUGUGAAUUUUUUUUUAGCUAUUUAGCGAAUUGUCUUGCUUUUUUUUAAAUUGGCACAAUUGCUCUCAGAGAUACAUAAAACACUGAAACAUAAGACAGAAAAAGACAUUUUUCAUUCCCCAACAUUUUUAUGGUGGCAAAUUUCUUUGCAUGGAAAAAAAUGCAUUAUUCCCACAUUUAACAUUUUUUCACCCAAAGCUUCAUUUAUAAUAACUUAUUUCUUUGCUCCAUGCAAACUUUUUAUUUCAAGCAUAACUUUGGCAUGUUAGCAAACAGCAGUGCUUUUAGCUAAUGCCAAUGGCAAUGUUAGCAUGUUGAUCCUGAAGAUAAUAUUCUAUACUAACAUAGAGCCUAACUUCAUGUUGUUAGCAUGCUAACACCACAUAUCUUAAUGAAGGGUUUAUUCACCAUUUUAGAAUGCUAACGUGGUUGUUAGCACAAGCUAAAAUUAAGUCCUGUGGGGGAAAUCUUUGGCUUUUUAGGUGUUCAGAAAAAGUUCUGAGCAGAUCUCAACUUUGAUGUGAUGAUAAAACAUCUACAAUUAUUCAUGCAGUGUUGUACUUCUGCAUUUUAUUUGAUUUAACCAAUUAAAUCAAUAUAUUUGUAGAGCCAAUUGCCUUUUUCACCACCAAAUUUAUAUUUUAUUACACAUUUUAUGAAAAAAUCCAAACAAAUCAAAGAUGAUAAUAAAACCCUAAAGCUUUGAGUUAGAUGGUACAAAAUAAGAGUCAGAAAAUGUAAAUUAUACAUAGAAUAAAAAUAUUUUCUUGAU
Austrofundulus limnaeus is the source of this 3015-nucleotide messenger RNA. It is a transcript of the gene epor, whose product is annotated as erythropoietin receptor. NCBI's taxonomy places the organism in Eukaryota, Metazoa, Chordata, Actinopteri, Cyprinodontiformes, Rivulidae. Gene Ontology annotation, cellular component: membrane; external side of plasma membrane. The transcript is spliced from 8 exons. Gene Ontology annotation, biological process: cytokine-mediated signaling pathway. Bases 355 to 1983 code for a protein of 542 amino acids. The record is from RefSeq and is a predicted model, not a curated record. Gene Ontology annotation, molecular function: cytokine receptor activity; protein binding.